AUGGAGCUAUCCCACUCUGCUUCCCCUAAAACCACGCAAAUUCCUACUGAUGAAAAUGCCCUUGAUAGGCACUGUGAAGACAGUAAUAGCAAUGAAGCUAGCAAUCAUAUAGAGAAUGAUAAGGGAACCUUAGUUGAGAACAGCACAAACUGCCAGGCUAAUGAAGACAGUAAUGCUAGUAAUAAAGUAUGUAAUGAGGAAAUACCAAAUACAGAAACAAAGGUGCCUUCUGAGAAACAUAGCAAUAAUAUCCCAGAGUUAAAGCACUGUAGUAAUAGUAAUGAGUCGAAUGUAGGGUCAUUAGAUAGCUCACAGAUUAAGUCUGAGCAUAAUGGAGAAUCAGGAAAAUUACAAAGUUCUUUUGAAGAAUCCUCAGAAUUGAAUGAAGCGGCCAACAAGGAAGAGUCAAAUCAUGAAAUAGAUUGUGAUGUGGACUCAUCAGAAGGAGAAGGUUCUGAAAUGUCAGCAGAUCGCAGAGCUGAAGAUGCAGUUAGUAUAAAUUCAGACACACAUAAUGUGAAUACUAAUGAGCCCUCUCAGGAUAGCAAAGCAAAAAAUAGUGACAUGGUUUUAUUAGAAAAUGAACAUGUGCAAAAAAAACAAAAUAGUAACAACAGGGACACACCAAGCCCUCAAGUGCACGAAAUAGUAAGUGAUAAUGAUGACUGUGUAGUUGAAAAUAAUGUGAAAGCCCCUGUUACAGAAAAUAAGGUGCAAUUGCGACGUAGCAGCAGAGCUAUAAAACGUAAAAGGUAUGAUGAUGAUUUGGAAAAUGGUGAUGGAGAAUCUGAUGUUGAGCUUGUGGCAGAAGACCCUUUGAGGCGCAAAUCUAGACCUAUUGUCAUUAAUGACACUAAAACUUUAGUGCAGAUGGCUGCAAGACAAAUGAAAGCAGGUCAUACGGGACAUCAGAAGAAGGAGCCUACAGUUGUUAUUAUUGACACAAACUCUGGUGGACUAAGUAAACCAAUACCAAUUAAAAAUUCAAUAUCUUCUAGUAGCGCUUUAAGUACACAAAAUCUUUAUCAAAGUAUUGUAGCUCGUGGUACAUCUGUGACACCAAUCAGCAGCAAAACUAAUUCAUCAACACAUAGCUCUUCAUCAAUGAACUCACAACCCAUGAUAUUACCUUCCCUUACAGAUGAUAUGUAUGUUGUUGAAGCCCCAUCUUUUAUUGUACCAUAUGUGUAUGAAAAACCUUCUAUGAAGCCAUUUAGAGAAUUUGUUGAUGAGCUAGGAAGUGAGCUUGAAGAGCAAAAAGCCAAAGAAGAAAAAGAGCAUACAGAGAAGGACAAAGAAGAAAAAGAAAAGGGAGAUGGUGAAGAAGAACCAGAAGUGGAAACAGAAAAGCAGGUCAAAAACGAGCUGCUUGAAGAAGAUGAAAAGAAGAAGAAAAAAGCAGAAAAAAGAGCGGAACGUAGGAGACGCAGAAAUGAAGAUGAUGACGCAUCUUGGGAUGGAGAGAGUUCUACAGAUUCUGACGAUGAAAUAGGUAGUGACGAAGAAGAUAAAACCAUAGUCAUAAAGGAUAAAGCAGAUUCCAUAGAGGAGAUAAAAGAUGUUACUGGUUUGACUGUAGAGAAAGUAGUUACUGGAAAAUCCGACAAUUAUUUUGAUUGUUCACUUGGUAAAUUUUUUAUGAAUAUAGGACUGAAUCUUGUCCAAGAGUUUGUACAAACUGAUUUGCUCAAACAACAAAAUAGGAAACUGUACAGAGAGAAAAAGUCUGGUCAAAGUACAAGAGCUACAGAGACGUCAAUUGCCUCCCUAAUGAAAAAUUUGGAGUUUAGCAAAGAGAACAACGCACCUUACCGAUAUAAACAAAAGAAAUGUGAAUUUUGUAGCUUUAAGUCAGAGUCUGUGCUAGUUAUGGCACACCAUCUAGAGACACCACAUAUGAAAAACAAUGUUUAUAAAUGUAAUUAUUGUACAUUUGAAAUUCGAAGUCCUCAUGAUAUUCUUUAUCAUAUGGAGUCGGAGCACAACGUCCGGGGCAAGUUGGAGAGAGCACCAGCAUAUCACCAAUGUGCCAACUGUCCCUUUGAGGACAAUGGUAAAGGGAAAUUGGCUCGUCAUCUUAUACCAUGUGCUAAGAAAUUCAAACCUGAGGCUAAUUUAGCGCCGCCCGUCGAGUGGGAGCCUCCAGCAAAAAUACCAAAGGUAACGAAGUCGCGCAACAACAACAUGAUGGGCACUUAUCAGAGCGCGUUCCAUCGUGGGCAGGUGGGCAACAACCUGGGCCGGCCUCCGCUGGCGUCUACCGUGACUGGGCCCACUGUUGGGGGUUCGGCAGCGUUCAGAGCUCGUGGCCGUUCCCCGAUGGCGGUGCCUCCUCGCUCCUCAGUGCACGGGACUUCAAUGCUUCGCGGCGGUGUUAUGAUACGGCACAACGCUCCGACACCCGUUCUCAUGCCCACCAACUACCCUGCUGCGAAUAAUGGUAAGAAUGCAGGCAAAUCAAUGCACCAACCUUCGAUCUCGAUUACUCCGCUACCACGUCAGCCGCAGCCCGUGCAGCCUCAACCUUCGCAUCAAAAUAAGAGCUCCUUCGUCAUCUGCGAGAUCUGCGAUGGUUACAUUAAGGACCUCGAACAGCUCCGUAAUCACAUGCAAUGGAUACACAAAGUGAAGAUACACCCAAAGAUGAUCUACAACAGGCCUCCGCUUAAUUGCCAGAAGUGUCAAUUCAGGUUCUUCACUGAUCAAGGUCUUGAGAGACACCUUCUGGGCUGUCACGGACUGGUCACUAGUUCCAUGCAAGAAGCUGCCAACAAAGGAAAAGAUGCUGGGAGGUGUCCAGUAUGUGGACGGGUAUACCAGUGGAAGUUGCUGAAUCAUGUAGCCAGAGACCAUAACUUAACACUGAAGCCAGCUCACUUAUCAUACAAGUGCACAGUUUGCACUGCCACCUUUGGCAUGUACAAACAGUUUGAGAACCAUGUCUAUUCUGCACACAGUGUAGUUGCCAAGCGUGUGAUGGACAAAGGCAAGGUCGCCCCUAACAAGUCUAAUGACUCCUUGCUCAAACCCCUUAAGAUAAAUGAUGAGAUCACUAUCAUACCCCAGCCUGCGAAGCCUGCUGCGCCUGUCAAGGAUAAAUAA
Parnassius apollo (apollo) is the source of this 3102-nucleotide messenger RNA. The record is from the annotation of a GenBank genome assembly. NCBI's taxonomy places the organism in Eukaryota, Metazoa, Arthropoda, Insecta, Lepidoptera, Papilionidae.